Messenger RNA from Ciona intestinalis (vase tunicate), 799 nucleotides. NCBI's taxonomy places the organism in Eukaryota, Metazoa, Chordata, Ascidiacea, Phlebobranchia, Cionidae. The record is from RefSeq and is a predicted model, not a curated record.
ACCUGUAUAUUCCUAUAGGUCAUGUAAUACAGUAAAAUGUUUAUUCAACAUUCCAAAAUAUUCAAAUGCGUUCUUGCUUUCGUCAUGUGCUCACAAAUUCCCUCGGGACUUCCCCAGCCAUCGGGGGAAAACCCGUAUCUCCCACAAACAGUUAACGUAGUAGUUAUGGUACCAUUUGAAGGGGAGUAUUUAUUCAGGCGAGACGUGAUUCAACCUGGAGUCGAAUAUGCGCUGAGGACUUUGAGACGAAACGAUGGACCUUUGACAAGAGACUUGCAAUUCAACGUAACUUACAGGAAUUCUCAAUGCAACCGCAAAGCGGCGCUAGAGGCCGUCGACUUUUACUACGGGCAAUGCGGAACCAGUGACGUCACUAAUUCAAUGACGUCACCACUCUUAUUCCUUGGCCCAGUGUGCAACGACGCAACGUCGAUGGUGGCGACUUUUGCCGGGAAAUGGAAUGUACCGGUGAUUUCCCCUGGGUCACAUGCAGCGUGGAUAAUCCCAGGCGAGGAAUAUCCCAUGUUGACCAGGAUAACGCCGUCGUAUAUCGACUUGGCUUAUUUCAUUCAUAACGUGUUCGUAAUGCUAAACCAUGGGGUGACCUACCCUGUGCAUUUGAUAUAUGAGGACAGAGAGGAAGGAAAGACAACGGAAAGCGAAUGCCACAACCUAAUGCAAGCAGUAUACAGUGUGUUCCACAACGAUGCCGUGGUCCUACAGGUUACCACACGUCACGCAAUAAGUGACGUCACUUUUCAUGCCGAAUCCUUUAUAGCCGACAUUGGAUAUCCUAACG